Fragaria vesca subsp. vesca is the source of this 1149-nucleotide messenger RNA. Its product is annotated as 3-oxo-Delta(4,5)-steroid 5-beta-reductase-like. The coding region runs from base 1 to 1149 and encodes 382 amino acids. The transcript has a single exon. Lineage: Eukaryota; Viridiplantae; Streptophyta; Magnoliopsida; Rosales; Rosaceae. The record is from RefSeq and is a predicted model, not a curated record.
AUGGCAGCUGAAGAAACUAGAAAACCAGAGGCUACUGCCAUUGAUAAUGUUGCUGCCAUUUUUGGGGUAACUGGGUUAGUUGGUAAGGUACUUGCCAGAAAGCUAAUAUCAAAACCCAAAUGGAAGGUUUACGGUAUAGCUCGAGCUCCUGAUCAUCAGAUCAUACCCGUUGAUCAAAGUUGUUCAAACUUCCAUUUCAUCCAGUGUGAUUUGCUAAACCCUUUGGAAACCCAGAAAAGACUCUCCUUGUUACAAGAUGUGACUCAUGUGUUUUGGGUCACUUGGGCAAGCCAGUACCAAUUGGAUAGCAUUGAGUGCUGUGACCAAAACAAGGCCAUGCUGUCCAACGCCUUGGAUGCCAUUAUUCCUGGUGCCAUGGCAUUGAAACAUGUUACUCUUCAGACUGGGAUGAAGCAUUAUGUGUCGCUGCAAGGCCCUUUCGAUGAAAAUGAAGCUCGAUACUACAAUGAGGAGUCUCCGCGAGUGAAACCAGGCUGCAACUUCUAUUAUGUUCUUGAAGACUUGCUCAAGGAGAGGCUACAUGGUAAGACAGCUUGGUCUGUGCAUAGGCCUGGUUUGCUAAUUGGUAGUUCUUCUAGGACAUUGUACAAUUUUAUGGGUAGCUUAUGCGUUUAUGGGACUAUUUGUAAGCAUUUAAAUCUCCCUUUUAUGUUUGGAGGGACUAAAAAGUGUUGGGAAGAGACUUGUAUUGAUGGCUCAGAUGCAAGGCUAGUAGCUGAUCAGCAAAUUUGGGCAGCCACCACUGCUGAUUUGGAUGAAAAUGGCCAUUCGUUUAAUGCAAUCAACGGUCCAAGUUUUACAUGGAAGGAGAUCUGGAAAGCUGUUGCAGGAAAGCUUGGAGUACAAGUAUCAGAAGAACACACAUUUUCUGAGGACUUCUGGUAUUCAAAAGCCAUGGCUGACAAGCAACAAGUCUGGAAACAAAUUGUAGCAGAAAAAGGGCUGAUUGAAACUGAGAUGGACUAUUUGGCCAAUUGGGAUUUCUUGGAUGUUCUGUUUCGCUGCCCGGUUAAGAUUUUGGGGACUCGAGACAAAGUUGAUGGACUUGGUUUUGAUGUAAGGUACCAGACAGUGGAUUCCAUCAUGUAUUGGAUAGACUGUAUGAGAGAUGAGAAGCUAAUACCUUAA